AUGGGCCUCAACGAACAGUCCGAUACCUCCGAUAAUCAUGAAGGCACAGUCGCUUAUUCUGUGCAAGAUUCGGAAGAGACCCGAUACUCGAUGCAGGGAAGUUCAAGGACACUGUUAUCACCAUCCUGGUUCCACAAUGCAUUCAGAUACUCCAUGGUGAAUGAGGACGACCUCGAACCAGAUGCACCAAUGCAGGUGCCAAGGAUGCGUCGAGAGCUGGAUCGUCGGAGGCGCUCCCUUUGGAUCUGGCGUUCUGUUGCGGCUCUCUUUGCAAUCAUACUGCUCGUGGUUGAGGUCAAGAAUUAUGGCAUGCUAGCAACAGCCGAUGUUACUUCUAGCACUGUUCACGACGUGCAUAUGCAGUGCGGUGACACGACACGGUGCCGCAUAGAUCGAUCUGAGGCCGCAAUCGCCUCGGCAUUGAAUACCGACUUGGAAGAGAACCAACCGUUCAAAGUGUGGCUUGAUCCAGCCGGGAAAACGGAAAUCACAGAUUGGAGCAAACUCGAGAUUGGAACUCUAGUAUGGACAACACAGCGUCAUCACAUCUCCCAUUGCCUGAACAGUCUUGCGCAAACAGCCGCGCUUUUGAAGUUUGGUGAAGCAGGGGAGAUGGCGGAUGAGUCUGCAAGGGAUUGGGAGCAUACAGAAUAUUGCUUACAGAGCAUUCUUACUGCAGCUAGUGCUCUUGAGGGAUGGGAUCAGAUCAAUAGCUUCUUCCCGAUUAAGGCUGGUGCUUUGAUCGCGCUGGCGACGAUUGUAUCACCUCACUCUCUUCACAACUUUGGGGAAAAUACACGUUCUAUCAGCCAUUGCAAAACACAAUUGAGGGGCCCUGGGCAGCAAGAUCACGCGAGCAAACGUCGAGCGGAGAGAGUCGCUCACCUGAAGAGAGACUUGAUCAACACUCAACAGGGUCAUCGCAAUGUCCGAAAUCGAGACCUAAGUGAUAUACUGCACCAUAACCACGAAUUCACGCGCGAAGCCUUGAGAGAAAAUGGAGAUGACGUACUCUUGUUUGCAGAUCACACAUCCUACACACUCCAGGGAGAGAUGAUCGAGGGCCCCUAUUAUGUGAACGGGGAGCUUGUUCGGAGCAACAUAUCUCAGGGCCAAGAAGGAGUACCACUUUUCCUUGAUAUUCAGCUCAUCGACACGUCCACAUGCCAUCCAAUAGCGGAUGCAUUCGUGGAUAUAUGGCAGGCAAACGCGACUGGAGUGUACAGCGGGGUGGUUGGCCUAGAUAAUGGCAACUUCGAGGACAAGUCGAACGUCAAUACAAACUUUCUCAGAGGUAUUCAACAAACAAAUUCCAACGGCGUUGUCCAGUUUCAGACGAUUUUCCCGGGACACUACGAAGGACGGACGACUCAUAUCCACCUUCUGGUGCACAACAUUGCGUCGACAAUAGUUCGUUCUAACAAUACCAUCGAGAGCUCGGAUACUGAACAAGAACCAAGAGCUGUGCACGCCUCGCACGUCGGACAGCUGUUCUUCGACGCUUCACUGAUUGGACAAGUCGAAGCUCGGUACCCUUACAGCGCAAACAGCCAACAUCUAAUCCUUAACUCGGAAGACGCCGUUCUUAUCAAAGAGGCAGACAACUCGGACCCUCUGGUCCAGUACGUGUUUUUGGGCAAGACCGUGCAGGAAGGUAUCUUUGCAUGGAUCACUCUGGGAAUUGACCCAGAAAUGGAUAUCGGGUUGAAGAGUUCUGCGUCGUGGUACGAUGGUUUUGGUAAGCAGUGGCGCAAGCUCUGGUACUGA
Diaporthe amygdali is the source of this 1767-nucleotide messenger RNA. RefSeq lists its product as uncharacterized. The coding region runs from base 1 to 1767 and encodes 588 amino acids. Gene Ontology annotation, molecular function: oxidoreductase activity, acting on single donors with incorporation of molecular oxygen, incorporation of two atoms of oxygen; ferric iron binding. The record is from RefSeq and is a predicted model, not a curated record. The transcript has 5 exons. NCBI's taxonomy places the organism in Eukaryota, Fungi, Ascomycota, Sordariomycetes, Diaporthales, Diaporthaceae.